UUUCCUGUUGUGGUUUCACAUGAUAGGCGCUGAUUGGCUGAAGCUCAAGCUGCCGCAACAGGAUUGGGUAGUUUUAUGGUGACGUUGGACGCACGGGACAGACCGGCAUCCACACCGGAGUGACCGAAACCCAGCAGUCUGAGUAGAAACAUCGAUUUCGGCAUGGCGAUAACAGCAGACCAUAUCAAGAAUAAACUUAUGAAGGAGCUUUCGGCAGCGCACGUGGACGUGGAGGACACUUCACCCAACAGAUGUGCGACUAGUUUCAAAGUCCUGGUGGUGUCGUCACAGUUUGAGGGCAAACCGCUGCUACAGAGACACAGGAUGGUGAACACGUGUCUGGCUGAGGAGCUGAAAGAAAUCCACGCCUUCGAGCAGAAGACUCUCACUCCAGAGCAGUGGGAGAAACAGAAGUCACAGUGAUGCUCCUCGUUCCUUUCUCCUAUCUUUGCUCCAACACGAACUAGCUCUAAUUUUUCCAGUUGUGAGAUUAGCAGCAGAACACUUUGCUGAGCUUUUUAUCCAGUGAUUGACAUGAGGCCCACAUCUACUGUCAUUUACAGGAAUAAAACCCAGAUUCUUAGUUUUGAA
Molecule: messenger RNA, 591 nt
Organism: Oryzias melastigma (Indian medaka)
Lineage: Eukaryota; Metazoa; Chordata; Actinopteri; Beloniformes; Adrianichthyidae
Exons: 4
Coding region: 163-423 (86 amino acids)
Biological process (GO): intracellular iron ion homeostasis
Cellular component (GO): nucleus; cytosol
Molecular function (GO): 2 iron, 2 sulfur cluster binding
Source: RefSeq, a predicted model, not a curated record